GCUCACUCAAACGGAGGAAUGAGAGCCGAGCGGCAUGGCAGACGGAGAAAAGCGGGAUGCCAGCCAGCAGUCAGACCGCAACCUUGGAGUGAAGUCUCCAGCUAUCUGUAGAUUCGGUCUGUGCUUGUUAGCCCCAGCACAAGCAUGCUAAAACAAGGCUCCAAUCAAGUGAUUACACUCAUAAAACACAAGAUUGGUGAAAACGUGUCGUCUUGUUUGCUUGGAAAGAAAUCUUGCACCCUCUGUGGCCGUUUGUGGAAUAACUUGGAGACUCCUGGUCUAAACUGUCCCGAGCUAUUCUCCUUGAUGCUCCUCCCCCUCAAUCUACCUCCCUCCUUUCCUCUGUAAAGCACUUGCUCCUUCUCCUCUUCUCGGCUUCGGAUGCCCUCCUUACUUACAGUAUGGACUCAGGAGGGGAAGGAGAAGAGGGUUGGAUGGAGGACCAGUGGGAAAAAUGGUUGACCCACGACAUUAGCUUGGGUGAGUUUGAAGAUGAUGACCUGUCAGAGAUCACAGAGAUCACAGAUGAGCGGGGGAUGAGCCUCAACUGCAAUGGCCCAGAUAUAAAGGGCCACAUGAGACGAGGGACCAAUAGCAGGGCGGGGAGGGCAGAGCUCGGUGCUGUUGGACAGCUCCAGGCAGAGAUGCUGCAUUUGGAUCUCAUUGAUGGUGCUGACGGUUUCUGCAGUGAUAUAGAGUCCUCUAAGACUUCCAUUGCACCUCCAACAGUUUCCAAGGACCCUCCGUUACCUGUUACCAUGGAUACCUACAGACCCAAGAGGCCGACAACCCUUAACCUAUUUCCAAUUGUGCCCCGCACGCAGGACACAUUAAACAACAACUCAUUUGGGAAGAAGUACACAUGGCAGGAAAAGGUUUCAGGCUCAUCUUCACCUCUCAAAACUGGUGAGCUAACACCUCCACGUGAGCACAGAUGCCUGAGUGACGAGGACAAGGUACGGAGUGGCGGGGCACAGACCAAAGAUCGAGGCACUUCCACUGACGCUCCUUGCAGAAAAUCACACACGUCUGGACAUUCGCAAAGUUCUGCAACAGCAGCGUCGACACGACCAAAGUUUCAGGAGAAGCCACCUUCGCCGCCGCCACCGCCACAGAAUUAUAAGCCAGCUCCUCUCUAUCCAGUUGGAAAAGUGGAUGGAAGCAGCUACCAGCAGGAAAGGAUCCAGCACCACUUAGAAGCUCCUCUGGAACCCACAGAGGAAAUUUACUUAACACCAGUGCAGCGCUGUUCUGACCCCUCGGAGCCUCCUUGCACGCACGACCGACCUUUCCUUUCGCAGCUGAGCGAACAGGGUCGUAUGUCAAUUAGCUCUGACACAGAAGGCCCACCUCCUUACCAGCCACUCCCUGACCAGUCAAACCCCUCCAUUUACGAGGAGGACGAAGUCUAUAUCGCCCCACCUUCUUACGCGUCCUGUGUUGAAUCGCUUAUCACGCCACCUAGCAUGGCUCUGUCAUCUCAUCCUGGCCUGGCUCUGGAUUUCAAUCUCAAAGGGUUGGGAACAGGCGCACGGGCAAUGUUGAGAACUGGUUCAUCGGUAGAGUAUGUUGACGCAACGGACGAAAGCUACUGUGGGGAGGAUGAGGAUGUGGACAGAAUAAUUAUGGAUGAAAGAAUAAAAAAAGUGGUUGGAAAGGUGGAAAGCGCCAACAGUAGAUCCACCCUGCUAAGAACUUCUAUGAGCUCUGAUGCCAGUGGCCUGUCGUAUGACUCGGUCAAAUACACUCUGGUGGUGGAUGAACACUCUCAGCUAGAGCUUGUAAGUUUAAGACAAUGUUAUCAAGGUUAUAGCGACGACAGUGAUUCAGCCACAGUCUAUGACAACUGCGUCUCCUCUCCCUACGAAUCUGCUAUUGGGGAAGAGUAUGAGGAGGGAGACGAGGAGGAAGAUUGCCAUCGUUUGGGGGGAGUGAGACGAGAGGCCACAGCUUGUCUUUCAGAAGAUUCCACGCCAGAUGUUGACCUCCAUUUUUCCAAGAAGUUCCUUAACGUUUUUAUGAACGGACGGUCUAGCUCAUCAAGUGCAGAGUCUUUUGGUUUAUUUUCCUGCACCAUAAAUGGAGAGGAACAGGAUCAGAGUCAUAGAGCUGUCUACAGGUUUGUCCCUCGGCAUGAUGAUGAGUUGGAGCUAGAAGUGGAUGAUCCAUUGCUGGUGGAGGUGCAAGGGGAGGAUUACUGGUAUGAGGGCUUCAACAUGAGAACUGGUGCCCGGGGAAUCUUCCCUGCUUACUAUGCUAUAGAGGUGACGAAGGAGGCUGAGAGCUUUAAAGCAAAGAGCAGUGAGUGGCUCGAUAGAUAUCGGCUAAAGUUCCUGGGCUCAGUCCAAGUGCCCUACCACAAAGGAAACGACGUUCUUUGCGCAGCUAUGCAAAAGAUUGCUACAAACAGAAGAAUGACGGUCAAGCACAACCCGCCUUCAUCCUGCAUCCUGGAAAUCAGCGUGAAGGGAAUCAAAUUGGCUGUUCAGGAAGAUUAUUACGCCUGUGACCGAAGUAACGAAUGCAGUCACUUUUUCCAGUUAAAAAAUGUCUCCUUCUGUGGUUAUCACCCCAAAAACUGCAAAUAUUUUGGGUUUAUAACCAAGCACCCGGCAGACCAGAGAUUUGCCUGCCAUGUGUUUGUGUCUGAAGAUUCAACCAAGGCUGUUGCUGAAUCAGUUGGGAAAGCCUUCCAGUUGUAUUACAAAGAAUUUGUGGAGUUCUCGUGCCCCACAGAAGAUAUCUACUUGGAGUAGCCCAGUCCUGCUUUCAACCACAGCCUUUGUAUAGUACACUGUAUAAUAUGAUGUUGCAUGAAGGAUACAUCUAAGAAAACUAAGAACACUUCUGAGGAGCAAGCAGGAAAAUAAGUGGACUAAGGUAGUAUUUAAAGGGUGGUUGUGCAGCAAGAGGAGAUAGGAUGAAGCCAGAAGCGUUUCAAAGGCAAGAAAUAUUAUGCAAAUUGUCACCGGCAACAAAAAGGUGUCCAUGAAGAAGCACAUAAAUCACCGAAGCCCUUGCGGUGCCAGUCAGGAAAGAAGCAAACAUUUCAAAAGGUUAAAAUGAAGCUGAACUGCCUUGUCCUUGGACUUGAUCAAUGUGGAAAAAAUGAUGAUGGUGUAUAUAUAAAUAACCAUUCUUGCAUUGACACUACGGGCAGACAAGAGACUAGAAUCCAGCGUUAAUGAGGUUCUAUGCAUGAGUUGGCUUUCUCUGGCAUGAAAGUCAUUAUGUUAUGAAGGAAACUACCAACCCAAAUAACAGUAGGUAGUAAAGGAUGAAACAGUCAAGUUAAAGUUAGGCAUUGUAUGCAAACAACUUAUUGAGUACUUGACAUCGUGUGCUGAUACUUUUAGAACUUACCUUUAAAACCCAGACAUAUUGUGCUUAACUAGUGUUACAAAAAUACAAGUAUCACAUCAAAGAAUGUUUAGAAGACCAGGAAUCGAAUAAAUUGUCAACUACAGUAUGUGGGAUACGAGGAUAUCAGAUAAGAAAUCACGUUUAGAGAGAAUAAGGGUGGGGGGGAGUCACUUCACUGAAUAAGAUACAGCAGGCCCCUGUGCAGCAGAUACACAGGAGCAGAGAACUUCACUACUAGUGCCUCUUUUUCAUAAUUUUAUUAGGACCUUCCUCUAUCAUGUCCACAACAUUUGCAAUUAUGCUAGGUGAUGACGUUAUUGAGUGUGGGAUUGAUAGAUGAUGAUGAUGAUGAUGAUGAUGAUGAUGAUGAUGAUAUUGAUGAUGUAGUGUUUAAUGAGCUUUUGCCCCACUACCCCUCACAUGCUAGCAAGUACAGUCCAUGUAUGGCAACAUGUGAAAGUUUUGUUGGAGCUAGACACUAUUCAAAACAUGCCUUGUUUCCCAGUAUGUAUUUGUUACCCCAAAGAUCGUUUUCUGCAAUGAAGGGUAAUCAAAUAGAUGCCAAACAGAACAAUGACUAGCACAGCACUGUUGUUCUGCAGUAGGGAAAAAAUAACCACUCUCUACAUCCUUUCACUAACAUUUAUUUGUAAGAGAUCGUUUUAUGGGAUAUACUGUAUAUUUAACGGGAUGUUUCUAAUACAUGAUUUUUUUUUAAUAUAUAGGAUAUGGCCAUUUUAAAGCCCCACACAGUUAAUUCCUGGGAAUAAAAAAAUCUGCUGUUGCUAAUCAUGAAGUGACUUUGUACAGCGAGUCGAGCAUCCAGACAAAAUACUGUAUUCAGCUGUGGGGGGCUAUAAAAAAGGUGUACAGAUCUGUCAUAAAUUUAAUAUCUGUAAUUCAAAACAUUGUAUCAAUUUAACAUGUAGGAAGUGAAAUAUUUAUUUUUGAUUUUUUUUUUUCCCAGAUGUGACUUCUUUAUUAAAAAAUAAGUAAAUCAUUGUGUCCUCUUACUAUUACAUCAUAACACAUUGAAAACAAUCAUAUUAAGUUACACAUUGCACUACUAAUUCCCGUACUGGUCACUAAAAAUGGUCAUUGUUUUGUCACUACUAAAUCGCAACUCUAACAUCCUCUAAACCAGUGGUCUCCAACCACCGGUCCAGGGACCAGUACUGGUCCGCAAGAGAAAUCAUAUUUUGACUUUAAAUCAUGUGCACCAUCAACACUCAAAUAUGGGGAAUUCGGAUUCAGCAGCAUGCUGCACCUCAGUUUACCGCAUCUGUUUACCCAAGUUUACCCAAUCUGUCAACACUGCUGCACCGACACACUCACUGGACAUGUGCUCUUCAUACAACAAAUAUGGCGGCACACUUUGAGUAGAGUUCAAAAGCUCAUCUUUUGGUAACAGUCACAACGGUGCUUGGUGUGUAAUAAACAGACUCUCAGGAGUCAUCGGAACACUGCGCGGAACACCACUGUUGCAACAUCAGUGCCCAGCUUGCAGCAUGGAAAAACCCAUUCAUUUUGUAUGUGGGAUGCUCAAAAAGUUGCUCUAGCACAACGGUCUCACCAAAUCUAGUAUGGCAUUUUCAAUUUUGCCCUCCUCUUUGCAAUGAUAAAAGUCACGGCUUUCUCGUACGACAAUGAAAAAUAAAUGUAUUUGUACUUAAGAUUUCUUUUCCUGGCUGCGGCGAGGCCUGUCUUUUGCGAUUGUGUUCCCCCCUACCCGUCGUAGAUGAAAAAAAUUCGAAUGCCUUUACUAGUCCUCAGUAAGAAAAGGGUUCAGGACCAGUGCUUUAAAGUGCGUUUGACACCAAAAAGCAUGUUUAUUUCAUAUUUCACGUGGUGUUUUAUGCUCCUGAAUGAAAUGGACUGCUUGGAUGUGUGUGGAAACGAUCAUUUUAUAUAUUCAAUUUUUGUAUCCCCCACCAUGAAAAUGAGUGACUUCUGGCUUCAGUCUCGGGUUUAGGAUGAAUGCGAAUGUGACGUCACCCAGGUCAGCAUUUCACAAUACAGCAUUGCUUUAUAGCAUGCAGUUGGACUGCAAUUCAGCUGAUUUUGCGGAUUAAUUUGUUUAUUUUUCGCUCCACACCAGCCAAACGGCUGCAGAAAAUUGUUGUUGCACCAGGGAGAGGCGUGUGAGCCAUUUUGGUUUUCAAAAGGUUCCCGUUCAUCGCGGCUAUGGGCCAAAACAAGCCCAACUACUGUAGGACCAUUGGACUUACGAGAAAGUGAGUAAACAUUGUAUUUUGUCAAAUACUGGGAUCAUGGUACACAUUUUAAUACGGAGGCUUGCAUUUUGUGGCUGAUUGUCCACCGAAAAUGCCACCCGGCAGAUGACCAGCGGCUUGUCGCACACCCCCACCCCCGCCGGAAGAGCGCUACAUUCGGCUUAUUGCCCUCUUCAUGUGCCUGGUGUUGUCAAAUUUUCAGGCCCCAUCAGAAUUUUGUGUUAAAAAUGGACGCGAAUACAGCGAUUGCAAAGUAAACACUACAAACUUUGAAUAAAGGACUGUUUACUUAAGUUUGAUCAUGGAUGGACAUGAAGAGAAAAGUUCUCCUCAGACAAAUCCUGCCAUGUUAGCUGCACAACAACUGCAUAUUGCUCUCCGUUUACGUCUUCGCCGUGUAGUAAAACAUUAUUUUACACCAUAUUCAUGUUGACCAUUUGGCAGCUACCCGCUCCUCCGACGUCGGCCGGUUUUUCCGGCGGUACUCUCCAGCUGCUUCCCCAGCGAGCUCUCCUGUCCAUAGCAGGGUAACAAACUGUAAGUUGUUCGGUGCCAGGCAGGUUACCGAUCGGCGAAGACAAUCGACAACCCCGCCGCCGUGUGACAUGAUCAAAAAAAGGACUUUGAGACGUCACCCGGUUUGGGUUAGCAUGUCUGUUAGCUGUCAAGCCUCUUUGUUUGUUUACAUUCUCCGAAGCCACGGCAGGGAAAUGACAAAGCCUGACUAACUACGGUGGCAUAAAAUAUCGCUCGGUAGGUGCGACAGUAAAGGUGAAGUCGACAGUUUUGACCAUUAUGGAGUAAUUUUUCCAUGUACUGAAUAAAUGCAUUUGUAUUAUUUCAUAUUCCAUUUAGCACAAGACUGUUAUUUGUCAUGACCAUGCCAUUUACUUAGCAAUUGGGGAAAAAUACUUCGAUAAAAAGAAUAUCCUGUACAAAUAUUGGAGUAGAGAGACGGAAACAAUGACAUUUUGUGGCUCUCUUCGUCGCAUUUUCCUCGUUCUGAAUGAUUCCCCCUCAAUGGGCUGAAUUCUAAAUCAGAUGAAACCAUAACCCUGCCGACGUCAUCCUCCUGUUGGGGACGCUAGAGCCCUAUGAUGGUAGGCGUGGCUAAACGACAGAUUUAAAGACUAAUUUCUCAUCAUCUGCGCUUUGACAAAUUGUUGUAUACAGUGGUACCUCUACAUACGAAGUUAAUCCGUUCCAGGACCUUGUUUGUAAGUCGAAAUGGUCGUAUGUCGAGCAGGAUUUUCCCAUAGGAAUACAUUAUAAUUCCAUUAAUUCGUUCCACAGCCCAAAAACCUUCACUAAAUCCUUAAAAAAUACUGCUGGUACUAUUACAAAUGGCAAUUACACAUAGCAAAACAAAUAAAUUAUAAAUCAAAAUCGGAAUAAUAAUAAUAAUAAUAAUAAUAAUAAUUCCUGUAUUAAUGUAACGAAUCGGGUUCUAAUGUGGCGGACGUUUUUUGCUGACCCUGAACGCACCGCGGGGCUCA
Molecule: messenger RNA, 7093 nt
Organism: Corythoichthys intestinalis (scribbled pipefish)
Lineage: Eukaryota; Metazoa; Chordata; Actinopteri; Syngnathiformes; Syngnathidae
Product: C-Jun-amino-terminal kinase-interacting protein 1-like
Exons: 14
Coding region: 402-2756 (784 amino acids)
Biological process (GO): JNK cascade; regulation of JNK cascade
Cellular component (GO): cytoplasm
Molecular function (GO): MAP kinase scaffold activity; JUN kinase binding
Source: RefSeq, a predicted model, not a curated record